Molecule: messenger RNA, 1009 nt
Organism: Heterotrigona itama
Lineage: Eukaryota; Metazoa; Arthropoda; Insecta; Hymenoptera; Apidae
Source: the annotation of a GenBank genome assembly
UGUCACGGGCCAGCGCGAGCGGCCGUAAUGCGGCCCACACGCGCGCUCCACACUGGCGCGCAAAUCGCAUAAACACGCGCGCCGACGCAUACACGCACGGUGGGGUAGAGACGCUAAGCGACGAAGCGGUCCUACCUCCUGCAGGGGACCGUGUCACGUGGCCCCCAGGCCGUGUAGCAGCACGCAGCGCGCACGGGCUGUGCUCUCUCGUGAGCGGCGCACACAACACCAGUCAGAGACGAGCCGAGAGACCGGGCGCAGAUCGCACUCUCUCCCAGGAAGCGCGUGCUUUCUCCCUCCCUCUCUCCGUCUCUCUCUCUCCUUUUUUUUAUCCAUCCCUCUCUGUCUGUCUGUCUGUCUGUCCGUUCGUUCGUUCGUUCGUUCGUUCGUUCGCCACCCAUCUUUCUCUCGCUCUCCCUUUUUCCCCAUUUCUAUCGCGUGUCGUGCCGCGACACGACGCGCCGUGCCUUGCCGUGCCGUGCCUCGUCGCGCUGCGCUACAUCAGCUACCGAUCCGUUGUAGCCACCCCCGAAACGUCUCGUUUGCGUCUCUUUGGCUGGAUCAAGCUGUACAAGCUGCCGAGGACCGCCAACUGUUGGAGCAUCGUCAAGCAUCGUGACGAGGAGCAGCGUGAAUAUCAAUCGCCAGCGUUGCCGACGAGACGACAGGAUUCUAUCAUCUAGUCAGUGUCCGUGGAAAAUCGGAUCAGCUGUGAUAAUGUGCGAAACUUAGUGCUCGUCGGGAGGGUUGGAAUUCCCGAUCCGCGUGAGUGAACGCACGAACGAACACGCGAUGAACAGAGAGAACUGGUCAGUGAAGUUUCGAGACGCGUUAGCGAUAUACUUCUGUGUAUAGUCGUACACACGUACACGCGUGAAGAGAAGGAGGAAGAAAGUUGCUAAACAAUCCGACGCAAUCAUGGUUACCUUGGACACGGAGCAGAAGCCCGAGAGGCAGCACUGCGAGCGUCGCAUGUGCGCCAUUUGCAAACGCAUCAAGCGCGACAGAG